AUGUCGGCGUCAGAGAUUCUUCGGGAACUGGAUUCCUUGAAGGAUGCGAAGGCCAAAAUUGAGCAUAAAAUCUCUGCGCUUGAAGCUCAACUCAGAGAGAUUCAUCUCCGAAACGACGCCGCACCGCUCAACGGUUCUUCUUCGUACUCCACUAAUGGUUUGACGCAGGACAUGAUCCACAGAUACAGUCGUCACCUUAUGCUUCCCGCCUUUGGUGUUCAAGGGCAGGCAAAUCUGUUGAAGUCAUCGAUUUUAGUUGUGGGAGCUGGUGGAUUGGGUGCUCCUGCAUUGUUAUACUUUGCAGCUUCUGGUGUUGGGCGCUUGGGUAUUAUUGAUCAUGACGUGGUUGAGCUGAAUAAUAUGCAUAGGCAGGUUAUCCACACAGAAGCAUAUGUUGGUAAGCCAAAAGUAAAGUCCGCGGCCGCCGCUUGUCGCUCGGUCAACUCCACUAUUCAAGUUGUGGAACAUGAAGAAGCUUUGCGGACUUCUAAUGCUUUGGAAAUCCUCAGCAAAUAUGAUAUAAUAGUAGAUGCAACAGAUAAUGCUCCUACCAGGUACCUGAUCAGUGAUUGCUGCGUUGUUCUAGGAAAGCCUCUAGUCUCAGGUGCUGCAUUGGGAUUGGAAGGGCAGCUGACUGUCUACAAUUACAAUGGUGGUCCGUGCUAUAGAUGCCUCUUUCCUAUGCCACCACCCAGAACGGCAUGCCAGAGUUGCGCGGAGGGUGGAGUUCUUGGAGUUGUUCCUGGUAUAAUCGGCUGUCUCCAAGCUCUUGAGGCUAUUAAGAUUGCAGCUUCUGUUGGUGAACCACUCUCAGGAAGGAUGCUUCUCUUGGAUGCAUUGUCUGGAAGGAUUCGUAUUGUCAAAAUCAGAGGAAGGUCUAUGCAUUGUGAAGCUUGUGGAGAAAAUGCAACAUUUACCCAACAGAAAUUCCGAGAAUUUGAUUAUGAGAAGUUCACUGAGACUCCUCUGCGAGUGCCUCCUUUGAAGUUAAAUCUACUUCCGAAUGAAUCAAGAAUCAGCAGCAAGGAGUACGGUGAAAUAAUUCUUACGAAGGAACCACAUGUGCUUGUUGAUGUUAGACCAGCUCACCAUUUCAAGAUUGUAUCUCUACCAAAGUCCCUGAACAUUCCACUCUCAACAUUAGAGGCUAGGCUACCAGAAAUAUCAUCAGCUUUGAAGAAAGAGGAAGAGGACAGUGGUCUAGUUUCUGGAUCAAGUGCACAAUUGUAUGUAGUGUGCAGAAGGGGAAAUGAUUCUCAAAGGGCUAUUCAAUGUCUUCACAAAAUGGGUUUCACAUCUGCCAAGGACAUUAUUGGGGGCUUAGAGUCUUGGGCCCACAAUGUGGAUCCUAAUUUCCCUACAUAUUAG
Messenger RNA from Sphenostylis stenocarpa, 1368 nucleotides. The record is from the annotation of a GenBank genome assembly. Lineage: Eukaryota; Viridiplantae; Streptophyta; Magnoliopsida; Fabales; Fabaceae.